AGGGCCUCAAAGGUAGAGGCAGAGAGAUUACUAUUGUACUGGACGGUUGAGCGGUCACAUCGUCGAGUAGAUAUACAUAUACCUACUUCUGAAACCUCGUAUACUUUCUUCCUGUUCAGUUUUGUAAAAUUGAAGUUUUCUUAUAAAUACUGAAUCCAGAAUGGCUCAACCAAUAAUUACCAUUUCAAAAAUUUUCUUAUUAAUGGCAGCCAGUGCCAUUGUUCCCAUAUCUUGUGGUGUUAUUAAAAAUGAUUCACUUAGUUCAGGUCAAAUUAUGGAAGACGUAAUAAGUCUUGACCAAGCUAUUUUCAAUAAUGAUAGAAAACAAAUAAUUGAUAUCUUUAUAAGAAAAUACCGCGACAAUCGAUUUUCGCUAGUCAAUGCUUAUAAUAAAAGGUUUCGAGAAGGUCUGACCGUUAAUUUCCAACAAGGAAUAACCCAUGAUUUUGCAAAUCUCAUGGCAGUUUUGGCAAUUGAUCCAUUAGAUUACAAUGUAAUUGAAAUUUUUAGGACUUGGGAUGGGUUUUAUGAUCUCGAUUACUCUGCUUUUCCUGAAAUUCUGCCAUUUCACAAUAUCACGAGUAUUAUUGCGAAAUACCGAAGUAUUUAUAGAUAUGUGAUGAGUUUAGAGCUUAGGGAAUUAACUCAUCCAGGAGUAACACGUUCUGAAAAACUGCUUUCGUAUUUAUCCAAGGGAUAUACUGAAGGAUUUCCAAAGGAUCAGAGUCAAUAUUAUGCUGAUCUUUUACCUGUUCAAAUAAACAAUCCCCGUCAUUUUACCCGUUUAAUUGUGUUGAGUUUGAAUGAUGGAAUCUUGGAUCGGGUCAAAGAAUCCUACGAACAGUCGCAUCUCGAAUCAAUUGAGAAUCUAUUAAAUAGAAUUUCUGAAAAAUAUUACCGCGAGGCCGUUUUAGCUAUUUUCAAUAUUUAAAAGAUCAUACGGAAGGGCGGAAAUGAGGAGUGAAGGACAAAAAUAGUAGCAGGCUAUUUGAUGAUUAGCAAUUGUGC
Messenger RNA from Microplitis mediator, 1008 nucleotides. RefSeq lists its product as uncharacterized. Gene Ontology annotation, molecular function: calcium-dependent phospholipid binding; calcium ion binding. The transcript has 5 exons. Lineage: Eukaryota; Metazoa; Arthropoda; Insecta; Hymenoptera; Braconidae. The record is from RefSeq and is a predicted model, not a curated record. Bases 161 to 931 code for a protein of 256 amino acids.